AUGGCCAUAGAGAGAGGAACACAUGAUCAGGCAAGAUUGAAGCAACGAGAGAGAAUUUUGAAUGGCAAAGUUGAGGAUAUAUUAACAAGAAAAGAAAGUUUAUCUAAGGAAUUAUUAGAGAUAGAUAUAAAGCCCCAAAGACAAACAGAGCAAAGAGAAUUAACUGAGCAUAUGCUUGAUGCACUGCAGCAGCAGAAUGCAUGCAUUGAGCAGCAAAUGCAGGAACAGCAACAACUAAUUAAUCAUCUAGAUACACAAAUACAGCUUGAAUACGCUGAUGGUACAGAAAGAAGAAGUACAAUGCAGACAGAAAUAAAAGAAGCAAUAAAAACCCUUCAUGAUGCAAAAGAAGAACUUAUGCAUUUUAAGACUGCACUAGAAAAAGCUAAAAUGGACUACAAAAAAGGGACAGCGCAACGCGAUGCAGCAGCUGCCCUCCUUCCUCCUUUUGUUGCUAGGAAGGGGGAAAUGGCAACGGAGCGUCGUAUGUUAUUAAAGGAGGCAGAAGAAAGAGCAAAACAAGCUGCAGCUCUACGAGCGGAGAAUGAAAACCUCGACAGUUACAUUAAAGGCGACGUCUGCUAA
Eimeria maxima is the source of this 585-nucleotide messenger RNA. RefSeq lists its product as hypothetical. The record is from RefSeq and is a predicted model, not a curated record. Lineage: Eukaryota; Apicomplexa; Conoidasida; Eucoccidiorida; Eimeriidae. The coding region runs from base 1 to 585 and encodes 194 amino acids. The transcript is spliced from 7 exons.